GUCUGCCGAGUCCCCCUCAGCUGCUGGAGCCCUGAAUGUUGACUGUAAGAGUUUGUUGGAUUUAUUAGUUCGCCCGGAGGAAGAAAAUAGUAUCCACUUCCAGCACCGAUAAAAAUAGACAUAUCGAAGAAAGAAGCUCAUCUUUAGCGCUGAUGUAAAGCAGCUCGAGGUCAAAGGUCACAGACUGCCGUUCUCCCUCCUACAUCUGAACCAAGAGCCAUUAAACAGGUACAUAUGGGGCAGGGUGAGGUUUCAGCUCGAGGCUCAGCCAUGGAGGGGGACUGCCUCAGCUGUAUGAAGUACCUCAUGUUCAUCUUCAACUUCUUCAUCUUUCUGGGCGGCUCCUUCCUGCUGGGCGUGGGCAUCUGGGUGCUGGUGGACCCGAUGGGCUUCAGGGAGAUCGUGGCGGCGAACCCGCUGCUGUUCACCGGCGUCUACGUCAUCCUCGCCAUGGGCAGCAUGCUCUUCCUGCUCGGCUUCCUCGGCUGCUGCGGUGCCAUCCGCGAGAACAAAUGUCUGCUGCUGUUUUUCUUCAUGCUGAUCCUCUUCAUCUUCCUGGCCGAGCUGGCGGCCGCCAUCCUGGCCUUCCUCUUCAGGGAACACCUAACCAGAGAGUACUUCAGCAGGGAGCUGAAGCGUCACUACCAAGGUCACAACAACACCGACGUCUUCACGUCCACAUGGAACGCCAUCAUGACCACGUUUGACUGCUGCGGUGUGAGCGGUCCUGAGGACUUUGAGGAGAGCCUCUUCAGGCUCCUCAGCCCAGCCAAGAUGGUCCCUGAGGCCUGCUGCCAGAGGAGCAGCUUCCCCGGAGAGGUCUUCAUGGAGCAGUGUGUGAGCGGCAGCGUGGUCUUCAGACACAACAAGGGCUGUUACUCUGCGAUGGUCGACUACUUUGAGACGUACAUUUACACAGCAGGAGCUCUGGCCAUUGUGGUGCUGACUAUUGAGCUCUUCGCCAUGGUGUUCGCCAUGUGUCUGUUCAGAGGCAUCCAGUAACGAUCAUCAGCAGCCGUCAGAGAGGCUCCACGCAGGAGGAAAACAAGAACUGUAAAAUAUGAAAUGUAUUUGUACAGUGAUAGUGUAUGUGUCUCAUUGGUUUCGUGACAUCAUUUUGUACUUCACAGCAGCAGCAGCGAGGCGUUUGAGGUGCUGCUCUGGGCACAAUAGACACACACAGGAAGUCAUCCACUGUCCUCACUGUUUCCUCAAACAUAAAGGAAUAACACUGGUGCUAAGAGCUCAACACGGAGGGAGAACUGAUGUCUAGAUCCAGGACCAGCCUGAGCCCCAGAGCUGGAAACACACGUGAUUUAUCUCCUGAUUAUAACCUCAGUGAUCACGGAGAGUCAGCACAAACAGUUCAGGUACAAUCAGCACAGAGCUCGCAUUAGCAUUAGCUUGCAGUGAGCCUCAGAAGCUUCAGGAUUAAAACAGAAUGUGAAUCAGAACACAUCGGGCCUCCUGCAGGAACACACUGUUCUCUUCAGAAACCCUCACAAGCAGUUUCAGGCCGCUUUUUGCUCUUUUUACAUUUCCCUUACUGUGUCCUUGUAUUUCACUGCAAUAUAUAAAAUCAAUAUAAAUCUAAAGUCUUGCAGCUCUAUAGAAUCAGCACAAUCAUGGCUAGAACCUGAAACAUGUCUUUGUGCAGAAUAACACAGUUAUAGUGACAUAAAUCAUAAAAAAAGAAAAAGAACAAGUUGAAUUUCUUGGAAAAAAUGUAUUAUUUUUAUUAUAAAUAAAAUGGAAUUUAUAUAUACAACACCCCCCCAAAAAUUGGGUCCACACAUGCUAGAAAUAGCCGUGUUUCCGCUGAGUACUUUUUGGAAAAAGGCUGUGGGUUUUUUGGCUCCGCCCACUAGUUAUUUCCCCACGGCCUCUGUUCCCAUACAGGUACUUUUGAAACGGCUGAACAACGGAAUCCGAAUGUGACAACAGACCGACGCAGCAAGCAGUGUUGCCAACUUAGAGACUUUGUCUCUAUAUUUACCCACUAUUCAGACCCUCUAGUGACUCUUUUUUUAAAAAGUGAAUAGCAACAAAUCUAGCGACUUUUUCUGGUGUUAUUGGAGACUUUUGGAGACUCAUUCCUACUCUUCUUCACGAGAAGCAGGCGCCGUCCCAAUGCACUCACAAGCGGCCCAGUCCUCCUGCAGCAGUCUCUCCAAGCUGCAGUCACACAUGCGCAAAGUCGCUGCCUCGACCGUAUCCAAUCAGCAUGGAAUAGUUCGUAGCAGCUCAGUAGGUACUUUCUGGGCGACUGUGGCUCAGUUGGUAGAGCAGUCGCCCAUUGAUCGGUAGGUUGGUGGUUCGAUCUCUGACCAUGGUAGCCUACAUGUCAAAGUAUCCUUUAGCAAGAUACUGAACCCCAAAUUGCUCCCGAUGCUGCGUUCAUCGGUGUGUGAAUGAAUUCCCACUGGUGGCAGGCGGCACCGUUUAGAGUAGCCUCUGCCACCAGUAUGAAUGUGUGUGUGAGCGCAGUCUGUAGUGUAAAGAGCUUUGGAUGGAAGCGCUAUAUAAGUGCAGUCCAUUAAAACCAGCCACGACAUAAAAAUAAGGGGGAAAAACAGACAAAAGAGGGCACCAAUAUAAAUAAAUUACCACCUAAAUAAAAAGUGUUUUAUGUUAUCUGUCCAUGACUUGUGAGACAGGACUCAUGAAUUUCAUUCUUACUUAAGAGAAAAUUCUGACAGUAUUUCUGAAUGCAACACGUUUGAGAUGUUCCUGCAUGAGGCCUGAUGUGGACAACACAAUUCAUAAAUCAUGAGACGUGAUUCAGAGUCGAGGUUUAAAAACAUGUUUGUUUACAAGAGUCUUUUCACUCACACAGGGUUCAAUGUAAAAUAUUAUUAAAGUUCAUUUCAGUGUGUCGUGGAGCACCUGUAAAUUAAUUCAACUUCACAACACAAGACUGAAUGUGUGUGAAUGUGAGUGAGUGCAUGUGUUUGUGUGUGUAAAUAAGCCUCAGUGGGACUGUGCCAGUGUACAGUGUGUGUGUGUGUGUGUGUCCCUCUUUGUGCACAGUGUGAUCAUGUUAAUGUUGUCAGUAGUGAUAUAAAAUGGAAGUUAAGCUAAAAUAACAUUGUACUGUAAGUUGUGUUUUCCAGUUGAUUUGUAUAAAUGGCACUGAUUGAUAUUAAACUGAUUUCUGUGAUUUUA
Molecule: messenger RNA, 3165 nt
Organism: Centropristis striata (black sea bass)
Lineage: Eukaryota; Metazoa; Chordata; Actinopteri; Perciformes; Serranidae
Product: tetraspanin-18-like
Exons: 9
Coding region: 235-1002 (255 amino acids)
Cellular component (GO): membrane
Source: RefSeq, a predicted model, not a curated record